Molecule: messenger RNA, 429 nt
Organism: Strongylus vulgaris
Lineage: Eukaryota; Metazoa; Nematoda; Chromadorea; Rhabditida; Strongylidae
Source: the annotation of a GenBank genome assembly
CAGACUUUCCGUGGUCGAUUUUUGGAGGAGUGGACGGCAUUGAGCGAAACAUCGAAGCCAGUCAUCGCUGCUGUUAACGGGUAUGCCUUGGGAGGUGGCUGCGAACUAGCAAUGAUGUGUGAUAUAAUUUAUGCUGGAGACAAAGCGCAAUUUGCCCAGCCAGAAAUUAACAUAGGCACAAUUCCAGGGGCUGGUGGAACCCAAAGGUGGACUAGGGUAGCCGGAAAAUCGAUGGCUAUGGAGGUCUGCUUGACCGGUAAUCGCGUAAGCGCUCAAGAAGCCAAAGAAUGUGGCUUAGUUUCUAAGGUAGGAAUUUUCACCUACUUCAUAAAAGACCUGCGCAGAAUACAUUUAAUGUUUCAGAAUGAUCGCAAAGAAGGCAUGAGUGCAUUUUCUGAGAAACGCACACCAAAAUGGACAUCUACUUAG